Messenger RNA from Oncorhynchus masou masou (cherry salmon), 8521 nucleotides. Its product is annotated as phosphatidylinositol 3,4,5-trisphosphate 3-phosphatase and dual-specificity protein phosphatase PTEN-like. Lineage: Eukaryota; Metazoa; Chordata; Actinopteri; Salmoniformes; Salmonidae. The transcript is spliced from 10 exons. Gene Ontology annotation, molecular function: protein tyrosine phosphatase activity; phosphatidylinositol-3,4-bisphosphate 3-phosphatase activity; phosphatidylinositol-3,4,5-trisphosphate 3-phosphatase activity. The record is from RefSeq and is a predicted model, not a curated record. Gene Ontology annotation, cellular component: plasma membrane; cytosol; cell projection. Gene Ontology annotation, biological process: protein dephosphorylation; phosphatidylinositol 3-kinase/protein kinase B signal transduction; phosphatidylinositol dephosphorylation. Bases 944 to 2284 code for a protein of 446 amino acids.
UGAUGUGUCCUUCCGCUGCCAACAAAAGAACUAGCUAGCCGACUACAAAAAAACGGCAAUCGGAAAAACGUACACUGUAAAUCUUCUGCAAUUAAACAGCUAUUCUAAGAAUUCACAUGUAUUUAUUUGAUAGAAACGUUUUUAUUUCUAGAUCUAUAUAUUUGCGGCGGUAGGAUAUAUAUAUAUAUAUUUUUUUUUUAAACCUCUACAUAUAUAUAUUUUUGUCCUCCGUUGGAAGCCAUGAUGGAAGCGUGAGAGAAACGCAAAAAGAAGAUGCUUCCCGGAACAUAUGUCAAACGAGUCUGUGCAAAUAUUUUGUCUUUGUAUAGCCAUUAUACAUGCACAUUGGAGCCUGACACUUUUUGGCAAUCCAUCGGCGAAGAUGUUGAUUCGCUAGGAGGUUUUUGGAUUUUUUAAAAAGUGGGUAGCUAUUGCAGCUCGCUAGAUGGCUAGCUAAGUCUGAGUGGAUACGGUAACUAAUUACUGCUGGGCUUUCCGAGGGCCGGUAGUCUUCAAAUUCGAGCGAGCGCCGGAGAGUUAUCUCCUCGCUGGUCGGUCAAUCACGGCGGCUUCGGUAGAUCAAGAGAUUCGGACCGUCUUAUGCCUUACGGUUAGGCGGGAGGAUUAUUGUAUGUAUUUUUCAAGGGGGAGUUGCAAGACACAUUCCAGUAUUGGGAAAGUUUGGCCUGGGCGGAAGAGCAGAGCAAGGCCCGUCACUAUGAUCCAGAGAAAAAGCCAUUCUAGCUAGCUAACGCGUUAAUCCUACUCACGACGACGACCACUGCUGGCUUGUCUCACUGCGAGGAAGGAGCUGCAAAAUCAAAAAAGCAAAGGGCGAUCGAGAGGCAAAGCCAUUGCAAACCGAAGCAACGGCAGCUAGCUAACUUUUCAUAAUUUGAAACCCACAGACUCCUGUCACUAGCCAGCAAGCUAGUUAGCUACAAUGGCUGCGAUAAUAAAAGAAAUGGUCAGCCGGAACAAAAGGAGAUACCAGGAGGAUGGGUUCGACUUGGACUUAACGUAUAUCUAUCCAAACAUCAUUGCUAUGGGCUUUCCUGCAGAACGGCUCGAAGGAGUGUACAGAAACAAUAUAGACGACGUUGUACGGUUUCUUGACUCAAAACAUAAAAGCCAUUAUAAGAUUUACAAUCUUUGUGUAGAACGACACUAUGAUGCUGCCAAAUUUAACUGCAGAGUUGCACAGUACCCCUUUGAAGACCACAAUCCGCCUCAGCUAGAGCUCAUCAAGCCAUUCUGUGAAGAUCUGGACCAAUGGCUGAGCGAGGAUGACAAUCAUGUGGCGGCCAUCCACUGCAAGGCAGGGAAGGGCCGCACUGGGGUGAUGAUCUGCGCCUACCUCCUGCACCGCAGCAAGUUCCAAGAGCCCCAGGAGGCCCUCGACUUCUAUGGGGAAGUGCGGACAAGGGACAAGAAGGGAGUGACAAUCCCGAGCCAACGGCGCUAUGUGUACUACUACAGCCACCUGCUGAAGAACAAGCUGGACUACAAGCCAGUGGCUCUGCUCUUCCAUAAAAUGGUGUUUGAGACGCUGCCAAUGUUCAGCGGAAGCACCUGCAGGGACAGUACCAUUAAAAACAGGAGCGAGCCGAUCCCUCUGGGCUUCAAGAAAGGGAAUUGGCAUUGGGAUCCUCAGUUUGUGGUGUAUCAACUUAAAGUCAAGAUCCACACAUCCAACCCGGCUCACACACGGAGGGAAGAAAAGCACAUGCUAUUUGAGUUUCCCCAACCGCUGCCCGUGUGUGGAGACAUCAAAGUGGAGUUCUUUCACAAGCAAAACAAAAUGAUGAAGAAGGAUAAGAUGUUCCACUUCUGGGUUAACACCUUCUUCAUUCCCGGGCCAUCGGAGGAGAGCAUGGAGAAGGUGGAGAACGGGUCGGUGGUGGUGGUGGUGAACGACAUGGAAGGGGUCCAGAACCAGCACCCGGGCGGCCCCCAUGCCCAGCCCCCCCAGAGCACCAAGCGCAGGGACAGCGGCAAAGACAGUGACGGGGACUACCUCAUCCUCUCGCUGACCAAGAAUGACCUGGACAAGGCCAACAAAGACAAAGCUAACCGCUACUUCUCACCUAAUUUCAAGGUAAAGUUGUAUUUCACAAAAACCGUGGAAGAUUCUUUGAAUUCCGAGGUGAGCACUUCGACAUCCGUCACUCCGGACGUUAGCGACAAUGAGCCUGACCAUUAUCGAUAUUCCGACACCACUGACUCUGAUCCGGAAAAUGAACCUUUUGACGAGGAACAGCACACGCAAAUCACAAAAGUGUGAACUUUUUUUUAUCAGGAAUAAGAUGUACACCAGAGGGAAAAAAGGAGAGAACUUGAAUAUGAACUCAAAAGUAGAACCUUUGUCCCCCUACCUCCCCCAAAAUGGCAAUAGAACAUCAUCAUGUCAAAUGGCAAUUUUAUUUUAAAAAAUUAUCCUGACCAAUAUGUUUUUAUUAUUUUAUUUGGCGCGGCCGUGUACCAUGCGCAAAGUAUUGACACUGUUGGCCCAUGGGGAAAGGUGCUUGUGUAUGUGUGUAUGUGUAUAUAAGUGUGUGUGUGUGUGUGUGUGUGUGUGUGUGUGUGUGUGUGUGUGUGUGUGUGUGUGUGUGUGUGUGUGUGUGUGUGUGUGUGUGUGUGUGUGUGUAUAUAUAUAUAUAUAUAUAUAUAUAUAUAUAUAUAAGUUUGGACACACCUACUCAUUCCAGGGUUUUUCUUCAUUUUUACUGUUUUCUGAAAUAACACAUAUGAAAUCAUGUAGUAACCAAUAGUGCUAAACAAAUCCAGAUAUAUUUUAUAUUUGAGAUUCUUUGAAGUAGCCUACAUUUGCCUUGAUGACAGCUUUGCACACUCUUGGCAUUCUCUCAACCAGCUUCAUGAGGUAAUCACCUGGAAUGCAUUUAAAUUAACAGGUGUGCCUUGUUAAAAGUGAAUUAAAGUUAAUGCGUUUCAGCCAAUCAGUUAUGUUGUUACAAGGUAGGGUUGGUAUAUGGAAGAUAGCCCUGUUUUGUAAAAGACCAAGUCCAUAUGAUGGCAAGGACAGCUCAAAUAAGCAAAGAUAAACUACAGUCCAUUACAUGAAGGUCAGUCAAUCUGGAAAAUCUCAAGAACUUUUAAAGUUUCUUCAAGUGCAGUCGCAAAAACCAUCAAGCGCUAUGAUGAAACUGGCUCUCAUGAGGACCGCCACAGGAAAGAAAGACACAGAGUUACCUCAGCUGCAGUUGAAAGUUCAUUAGAGUCACCAGCCUCAGAAAUCGGCAAUUAACUGCACCUCAGAUUGCAGCCAAAAUAAAUGUUUCACAGAGAUCAAGUAACAGAAUGUGUUCUUAACUGACUUGCCUAGUUAAAUAAAAUAAAUAAACAGACAUCUCAACAUCAACUGUUCAGAGGAGACUGAAUCAGGUCUUCAUGGUCAAAUUGCUGCAAAGAAACCACUACUAAAGGACACCAAUAAUAAGAAGAGACUUGCUUGAGCCAAGAAACACGGGCAAUGGACAUUAGACCGGUGGAAAUCUGUCCUUUGGUCUGGAGUCCAAAUUGGAGAUUUUUUAUUCCAGACACCAUGUCCUUGUGAGAUGCAGAGUAGGUGAACAGAUGGUCUCUGCAUGUGUGGUUCCCACCAUGAAGCAUGGAGGAGGAGGUGUGGGGAUGCUUUGCUGGUGACACUGAUUUAUUUAAAAUUCAAGGCACACUUAACCAGCAUGGCUAACGAAGCAUUCUGCAGCGAUAUGCCAUCCCAUCUGGUUUGGGCUCAGAGGAACUAUCAUUUGUUUUUCAACAGGACAAUGACCCAAAACAUACCUCCGGGUCAAAAAGUGCUAUUUGACCAAGAAGAAGUGUGAUGGUGCUGCAUCAGGGGCGGCAGGUAGCCUAGUUGGGCCAGAGUGUUGGGCCAGUAACGGGAAGGUUGCUAGAUCUAAUCCGUAAGCUGACAAGGUAAAAAUCUGCCGUUCUUCCCCUGAACAAGGCAGAUAAGAAUUUGUUCUCAUCAGACUUGCCUAGUUAAAGGUUCAAUAAAAUUAAAAAUCAGAAGACCUGGCCUCCACAAUCACCUGACCUCAACCCAAUUGUGAUGGUUUGGAAUGAGUUGGACCGCAGAGUAAAGAAAAAUCAGCCAACAAGUGCUCAGCGUAGGUGGGAACUCCAAGACUGUUGGAAAAGCAUUUCAGGUGAAGCUGGUUGAGAGAAUGCCAAGAGUGUCAAAGCUGUCAUCAAGGCAAAGGGUGGCUACUUUAAAUAAUCAAAAAUAUAUUUUGAUUUGUUUAACACUUUUUUUUGGUUACUACAUGAUUCCAUAUGUGUUAUUUCAUAGUUUUGAUGUCUUCACUAUUAUUCUACAAUAUAGAAAAUAGUAAAAGUAAAGAAAAACCUUGAAUAAGUAGGUGUGUCCUAACUUGACUGGUACUGUAUGUCUCUCACUACAUGACCAAAAGUAUGUGGACACGUGCUCAUCGAACAUCUCAUUCCAAAAUCAUGGGCAUUGAUAUACAUUUGGUCCCCCCCUUUGCUGCUAAUACAGCCUCCACUCUUCUGGGAAGGCUUUCUACUAGAUGUUGGAACAUUGCUGCAGGGACUUGCUUUCAUUCAGCCACAAGCAUUAGUAAGGUUAGGCACUGAUGUUGAGCGAUUAGGCCUGGCUCGCAGUCGGUGUUCCAAUUCAUCCAAAGGUGUUCGAUGGGGUUGGAAGCACAGAAUCGUCUAGAAUGUCAUUGUAUGCUGUAGCAUUAAUAUUCUCUUCACUGGAACUAAGGAAUAUUAUUCCUCCUCCACAGAACUUACAAGUUGGCACUAUAUGCAUUGGGGCAGCUACUGUUCUCCUGGCAUUCUCCAAACACAGAUUUGUCCGUCAGACUGCCAGAUGAACUCGUUUCCACUGUUCCAGAGUCCAAUGGUGCUGCGCUUUACCCCACUCCAGCCAACGUUUGGCAUUGCACAGGUUAUUCUUAGGCUUGUGUGCGUGCGGCUGCUCAGCCAUGGAAACCCAUUUCAUGAUUCUCCUGACGAACAGUUCUUCUGCUGAUGUUGCUUCCAGAGGCAGUUUGGAACUCUGUAGUGAGUGUUGCAACCCAGGACAGAUGACUUGUACACGCUUCAGCACUCAGCGGUCAUGUUCUGUGAGCUAGUGUGGCUUACCAUUUCAUGGCUGAGCCUUUGUUGCUCCUAGACAUUUCCACUUCACAAUAACAGCACUUACAGUUGACAGGGGCAGCUCUAGCAGGGCAAAAACAUUACUAACUGACUUGGUGGAAUCCUAUGACUGCCACGUUGACAGUUACUGAGCUCUAAAGUAGGGCCAUUCUUAUGCCAAUGUUUGUCUCUGGAGAUUGCAUGGCCGUGUGCUCUAUUUCAUACACCUGUCAGCAACUAGCGUUGCUGAAAUAGCCGAAUCCACUCAUUUGAAAGUGUGUCCACAUACUUUUGUAUAUAUUGUGUGUGCAGUGCUUAAUUUGCGCUGGAUCAACUCUGUUUUGGACUAUUUUGUUUCUGGAAAAUAUUUGGCCAGAUCCAGUAACUCUUAGUUGCAUGACAAAUAAUUGUAAAUUUUUGCAAUGUUAAAAUUCGAACAAAAGUGCUAAGUUCAUCCGAGUUGCCAAUUCGUUAAUUAUCCUGCCCCAACAAUGUAAUGUGAAAAAUAACAUUUUCAGCUCCGGCCUAAUAUUCUAAGAGUAGAUUCGGUUUGGGCCGGCCAGGGUUUAUGGUUUGUGCAACAUUGUAACCUAUGUUUGAGACCAACGCGUGGCAGUGGCUCCGUGAGAAGCAGGCCAAUGUCUCUUACAUAACUACAAUGAGAUUAACUUUAUAUGAUCUCUCUCCCUCUCUGCUGUGAUGGAUGUGAGCCUGCAACUCAUCUCUCCAGUGUUGCACUUCAUCAUUUAUUUCCUUAUAGAAUCGUACGAAGGGUUCGGAAGCAACUGCAGCAACCUUGAUGAAUUUAAAUAUAUUUGCCAAAGUUAUAUAAUCACUGCUGUCUGUUCAGAAAUAAAUGAAAUAAUUCAGAGCAGCCUACUACACCACGAGAAGGCCUAUUAUUUAGCUACAGAGGAUCUAUAGCUUCUUUAAAAAAAUAACCUAGCUGUGGAUUGUAGCCCAAUAACAAGAAAUAGCCUACAGUCGGGAACGCGCAGCAAAUCUGUCAGUGAAAAAGAAUAAUGCAGACAAAACAGGCCUUUCACAAUAUUUAAAGUACAAUCGAGGGAAAACACAAGUUGGAAAGCAAAUGGCUCAUGGUGAAAAUAGGAGACUAUGCUGUAGGAUACCAAAAUAUUUGAUCAACUUCCAAAUAUUGUUUUACAAGGUAAAAGGGAGAGAGGCUUUUGGCAUGAGUGCUUCAGCCAUCACCAGGGAGUGAGCUGUGCAUCAUUGGGUGAGUCAGUAACACUGGAAAUCAUUUUUAGGACUAUUAUUUCCUCAUAUUGUAGCCUACAUUAUGUUUCUCCACACACCUAGGCCUAGGCUAUUGAUGGAUUUAAGGCAGGGUCGUUUUUAUUGAUCUCAGAUUCUCAGUUUGUUGGUGUCCAAGUAGCCUGCCAUUUUUAUCAUUUGUGUGGUAUUAAAAAAUAUUAUGCCAAAGUCUGCAGUCAUGUAAAAUUUACUUAGAAUUGCAUGAAAUGUGUUUAUGAAAGGCCAAAUUUUUCCAGGACCCUAGGCUACUAAAAAUGCUCUCCAUGUGUGCAACUUCUGUAAGUGCCUCUGCUCUAUGGCACUUUUUCUCAUGCGUUCCAGAACCUCUGAACUCCCUAGGUCACCCACCUCUCUGUUUUUGUUCCGGCACCUCCGGAUUUACAAAUUAAGCUGUGUGUGUGUGUGUGUGUGUGUGUGUGUGUGUGUGUGUGUGUGUGUGUGUGUGUGUGUGUGUGUGUGUGUGUGUGUGUGUGUGUGUGUGUGUGUGUGUGUGUGUGAACAGACUUUGUGUCAAAGACGAUGGAAACGAGUAACAAUCAGGACUACGCUCCUUCUGUCAAAACCAAGGCCAGUGCUGCAGUCACUUUUUUUCUAUUCCUGUCUUCUCUCUCCCCUUUUCCUCCUACCCACGCCCCCACACAUUUUCCUCCUCCUACCCACGCCCCCACACCUUUUCCUCCUCCUACCCUCGCCCCCACACCUUUUCCUCCUCCUACCCACGCCCCCACACCUUUUCCUCCUCCUACCCUCGCCCCCACACCUUUUCCUCCUACUUCCCACACCACCCACACCUUUUCCUCCUACUUUCCACGCCCCCCACACCUUUUCCCCCUCCUACCCACACCUUUUCCUCCUCCUACCCACGCCCCCACACCUUUUCCUCCUCCUACCCACGCACCCACACCUUUUCCUCCUCCUACCCUCGCCCCCACACCUUUUCCUCCUCCUACCCUCGCCCCCACACCUUUUCCUUCUCCUACCCUCGCCCCCACACCUUUUCCUCCUCCUACCCUCGCCCCCACACCUUUUCCUCCUCCUACCCACGCCCCCACACCUUUUCCUCCUCCUACCCUCGCCCCCACACCUUUUCCUCCUACUUCCCACGCCACCCACACCUUUUCCUCCUCCUACCCACGCCCCCACACCUUUUCCUCCUCCUACCCACGCACCCACACCUUUUCCUCCUCCUACCCUCGCCCCCACACCUUUUCCCCCUCCUACCCUCGCCCCCACACCUUUUCCUCCUCCUACCCACGCCCCCACACCUUUUCCUCCUCCUACCCUCGCCCCCACACCUUUUCCUCCUCCUACCCACGCCCCCACACCUUUUCCUCCUCCUACCCACGCCCCACACCUUUUCCUCCUCCUACCCUCGCCCCCACACCUUUUCCUCCUCCUACCCUCGCCCCCACACCUUUUCCUCCUCCUACCCACGCCCCCACACAUUUUCCCUCAUCCUCCUUUACUGUGAAUGCUUCUCGUGCCCUUUGCAGGCUGUCACGCGACGAGGACUUUAGGCCUUUGAAGCUGCAUGAAGGCGGUGCGUUGGGGGCGUGGUUGAGUUAUGAAGAGGCUAAUGUCUAAAGCAUUGCCAUUCCUUUUCCCACUGUGUAUAUGUUUAAAUUAUGCAGAACAAGGCAUCUCAUUUAAUUGUCAAUGUUUUUUUGUUUUUUUCUAAAAUAAAAAAUAUAAUACACGAAACAGCAGGGAGACAAACGUUGCAAUGUCAACACUUUAUAUACAUUUAAAGGACUGUGGCCGUGUGCAUGUAUUGGAAUAUAGCGUCCAUCCCUAAUAAAUGAAUGCAAUGUUGUCUUUUCUUGCAGAAACACAUUUUCCAAUGUAUUAAGCUCUCAGGUUAUCCUGUGGAUUGACUGGUCUUUUUUGGGUGAAUUGCAUGCAUCAUGGAGGGGGAGAGUAGAAUAUGACAUGAAAGCUCAUCCAUUUGCAAUACAGUGUGAACCACCACUGAUGACAGACAUGAGCUCUUGGUCUUGUCCCACACUGGGCUACCAUUAUAGAGGUCUAACUCACAUGCACCUACACUGAACAAAAAUAUAAAGGCAACAUGUAUUGUUGUUUCAUGAGCUAAAAUAAAAGAUCCCAGAACUGUUUCACA